AUGGAUUCAUGUUUGAAUCUUCGCGCAUACCUAAUCUUGUGUUGCUUCAAUCUUGUCAUAUUAACUUACUCUUCCUCUUCUACGCAGCCAUUAUGCCAUGAAAACGAGAGCAGAGCCUUGCUGCAGUUCAAGCAUAAUUUUGUCAUCAACAAGUUUGCUUCUGUUGGCCCUUCUGCUUAUCCAAAGCUUGAAUCAUGGAAGCUACUUGAUGGAAAGAACAACGGUUGCUGCUCAUGGGACGGCGUCGAGUGUGACCACGACACUGGUCAUGUGAUCGGCCUCGAUCUCAGUAGUAGCUUUCUCCAUGGUUCUAUCAACUCCAACAACAGUCUAUUCACCCUUGUCAACCUUCGUAGCCUAAACCUUGCCGAUAAUGAGUUUAAUUUCUCUGAAAUACCAUCCAGAAUUGGACAUCUUUUCAAGCUGACAAGUCUCAAUCUAUCUAAAUCUGGAUUUUUCGGUCAGAUUCCUUCAGAAAUCUCAUCUCUUUCCAAAUUGGUUAUCCUCGAUCUAAGUUCGGAAAUUGAUUUGUAUUCUGAAAGUCAUUUGAAACUUGGAAAACCCAGUCUAAGAGACCUAGUUCAAAACCUAACCAACCUGAAAGUACUUGACCUUUCUAUGGUGAACAUAUCUUCUUCUAUGCCAAGUGUUUUGUCAAAUAUAUCCUCUCUAACAACUCUUAAUCUUGAAGGAUGUUUGUUGUAUGGUGAAUUUCCAAUGGAAAUUUUUCGUUUACCACAACUACAGAUUCUUAAUGUAGCUGGGAACGAAAAUCUCACUGGCUCUCUACCUGAAUUUCAAAGCAAUAGUCACCUUAAGUCAUUGAUAUUCCAAGGCACAGGCUUCUACGGUAAGCUCCCAGGUUCAAUUGGUAGACUUGAAUCCUUAGUUUAUUUGGAUUUGAGUCAAACUAGUUUAUCUGGGACACUCACUUCUCCACUUGGCAAUCUAACCCGACUCAGUUUCCUCUUCCUUAAUGAUUGCAAGUUUAGUGGCCAAGUUCCUUCGUCGUUGGCAAACCUAUCACAACUAACUGAGUUCGGAAUUGGCAAUAACGACUUUGACGCAGGACCACUUCCUUUACCACCAGGAAAGCUACUCAAACUCACUCGCUUAUCUGCACGCAGAAUGAAUUUACAAGGUGAGAUCCCACUAUCGCUUGCCAACCUGACCCAACUUUCCUAUUUAUCCGUUCGCGUAAACGACUUGGUAGGUAAAAUCCCAUUAUGGUUCAUGAACCUCACCCUAUUAACAGUCGUAGAUCUUUCACAAAAUCACUUCCAUGGCACGAUUCCUAGAUCAAUCACUCAACUCAAGCGUCUUGAUUUUUUGAGCCUUCAUUCUAAUAGCUUCACUGAUAUUGUCGAGCUAGACAUGUUUAUGAAACUCCCAAACUUGGUCUUAUUGCAAUUAGGGAUAAACAAUCUAACAGUGCUCGACAAAAAUAGUACCAAUGGUACUCUUCCGAAGCUUGAUAUUCUAGGAUUGGCGUCAUGCAACUUAGUUGAGUUCCCUAGCAUUCUAAGAUUUCAAGAUGAAUUGCAGGCGUUAACUCUUAACAAUAACAAAAUUCGAGGUGAAAUACCAAUAUGGAUGUGGAACUCGAGUAAAGAAACAAUGGAAUAUGUCGACUUUAGCCAGAACUUUUUGACUGGUUUCGAGCAGCAGCAAGCUGUCAUCCCAUGGCGUUUUCUAAUAGUUUUCAACCUCGACUCUAACAAGCUUCAAGGAUCGCUUCCUGUUCCACCACCAAGCACUGUUAUUUAUAUUGUCCGCGAGAAUGCAUUGACGGGAGUAAUUCCACCGUUAAUGUGCCACAAGAAUUCUCUUCGUAUGGUUGAUUUGUCCGACAACAAUUUAAAUGGCACAAUACCCUCAUGUUUGGCCAGUUCCAGUGAGGACCUUCUCAUGUUGAAUCUGAGUGGCAAUAGUUUCCAAGGAAGUAUUCCUUCAACAUUCACAAUGAAUUGCCAACUGUUGAUGAUAGAUUUAGGUCAAAAUCAACUACAGGGGCCGGUGCCCAAAUCAUUGGCAAAUUGUGCAAUGCUGGAAUGUGUGGGCACGCUACCCGAAAAUUUUGGACGUGAGCAGGUUCUGUGCCAGCAUGCACUGGCCGAACCACUGCAUACUCAUCGACUCUGUGGGGGAAAAGACUGUAAGACGGAUGGACCGUCGUUGAUUUUAGAAACUGGACGGGUGGACCAUCGUUGA
Messenger RNA from Rhododendron vialii, 2211 nucleotides. RefSeq names its product receptor-like protein 7. NCBI's taxonomy places the organism in Eukaryota, Viridiplantae, Streptophyta, Magnoliopsida, Ericales, Ericaceae. The transcript has 3 exons. Gene Ontology annotation, molecular function: protein binding. The coding region runs from base 1 to 2211 and encodes 736 amino acids. The record is from RefSeq and is a predicted model, not a curated record.